UGUCGUCGGUUUCUACAUUCGGUGAAUUCAUUCGUCAAUUGGUCGUACAUCGGUUCAGUUCAGAAUCCAUUUUUUUUCCUACACAAUUUACAUUCUGGAAGAAUUGCUUUAAAAAAACUCUAAUAAAUCUUUGCUGUUAUUAGAGUUUCGAAACAAACUUCCUGUUUAAAUUCUUGAUAUUCUUACAUUUUUACACAACAAAAAAAAAAUCAAUAUUCAUAUCUUUUCUUUGUUCUCAUUUGUGUCUAAUUUUUGUUUGUUUGUUUGUUCGCAAGUCUUUCAAAAUACCCACUGGUAUUCAAAUAUAUUCUAUUCAUUCAAUUGAAUUUCCGUUUCCGAAACAAAAAAAAACUAAACAAAAUGCGUGAAUGUUUGUCAAUUCAUCUUGGUCAAGCUGGUGUCCAAAUGGGCAACGCUUGUUGGGAAUUGUAUUGUCUUGAACAUGGUAUUCAGCCUGAUGGUCAAAUGCCAUCAGAUAAAACAGUUGGCUGUGGUGAUGAUUCAUUCAAUACGUUUUUCAGUGAAACUGGUUCGGGUAAACAUGUUCCACGUGCUGUUUUUGUUGAUUUAGAACCAACCGUUGUUGAUGAAGUUCGUACUGGUACCUAUCGUCAAUUAUUUCAUCCAGAACAAUUGAUUACCGGUAAAGAAGAUGCUGCUAAUAAUUAUGCUCGUGGUCAUUACACAAUUGGCAAAGAGAUUGUCGAUCUUGUCAUGGAUCGUAUCCGAAAAUUGGCUGAUAAAUGUUCUGGUUUGCAAGGAUUUUUGAUCUUCCAUUCAUUCGGUGGUGGUACUGGUUCUGGAUUUACUUCACUUCUAAUGGAACGCCUUUCGGUUGAUUAUGGCAAAAAAUCCAAACUUGAAUUCAGUAUUUAUCCAGCACCACAGGUCUCCACUGCUGUGGUCGAGCCAUACAAUUCUGUCCUGACCACUCAUACUACUUUGGAACAUUCGGAUUGUGCUUUUAUGGUUGACAAUGAAGCUAUUUACGAUAUUUGCCGAAGAAAUUUGGACAUUGAACGACCAACAUAUACCAAUUUGAAUCGACUUAUUGGCCAGAUUGUUUCAUCGAUUACGGCUUCACUUCGUUUUGAUGGUGCUUUGAAUGUUGAUUUGACUGAAUUUCAGACCAAUCUUGUGCCUUAUCCACGUAUUCACUUUCCAUUGGCUACUUAUGCUCCAGUGAUCUCCACCGAAAAGGCCUAUCAUGAACAAUUGACUGUUGGCGAAAUUACCAAUGCUUGUUUUGAACCACAGAAUCAGAUGGUCAAAUGCGAUCCACGUCAUGGCAAAUAUAUGGCCGUUUGUUUGUUGUAUCGUGGUGAUGUGGUACCGAAAGAUGUUAAUGCAGCUAUUGCAUCAAUCAAAACUAAACGAUCGAUUCAAUUUGUCGAUUGGUGUCCAACUGGUUUCAAAGUUGGUAUCAACUAUCAACCACCGACAGUUGUACCUGGUGGCGAUUUGGCUAAAGUACAACGCGCUGUUUGUAUGUUGUCCAAUACAACAGCCAUUGCUGAAGCUUGGGCACGAUUAGAUCAUAAAUUUGAUUUAAUGUAUGCUAAACGUGCUUUUGUUCAUUGGUAUGUUGGCGAAGGUAUGGAAGAAGGUGAAUUCUCUGAAGCUCGUGAAGAUUUGGCUGCAUUGGAAAAAGAUUAUGAAGAAGUGGCUAUCGAAUCUACUGAUGCCGAUGCUGAUGCUGGCGAUGAAUAUUAAAUUCAUUUAUUUUUUCAAUGAUUUAUGAUUAAAAAUUUAUUGCUUAUUCCAAA
Dermatophagoides pteronyssinus (European house dust mite) is the source of this 1766-nucleotide messenger RNA. RefSeq names its product tubulin alpha chain-like. Lineage: Eukaryota; Metazoa; Arthropoda; Arachnida; Sarcoptiformes; Pyroglyphidae. Gene Ontology annotation, cellular component: microtubule. Gene Ontology annotation, molecular function: structural constituent of cytoskeleton; GTP binding. Gene Ontology annotation, biological process: microtubule-based process. The record is from RefSeq and is a predicted model, not a curated record.